Messenger RNA from Gordionus sp. m RMFG-2023, 1032 nucleotides. Its product is annotated as homeobox protein OTX1 B-like. The coding region runs from base 1 to 1032 and encodes 343 amino acids. The record is from RefSeq and is a predicted model, not a curated record. The transcript has 2 exons. NCBI's taxonomy places the organism in Eukaryota, Metazoa, Nematomorpha, Gordioida, Chordodea, Parachordodidae. Gene Ontology annotation, molecular function: RNA polymerase II transcription regulatory region sequence-specific DNA binding; DNA-binding transcription factor activity, RNA polymerase II-specific. Gene Ontology annotation, biological process: regulation of transcription by RNA polymerase II.
AUGUUGGCCAAUAAGGAUUAUUUCCUAGCUGGAGAAGAUUGCAAACACGAUUGCCAGGAUUUUUAUGAGAAUGGAACAAAUGUUAUCGAAUAUUCCCAAACUAUUAUUCAAAAGAUUCAAAAGGUCCAAAAAGUUCAACAUUCUAAAAUGGUAAAAGUUAAACAGGAACGUAAAAGAGAAAUAGCGCAUGAUAUCACAACGAUUAACGGCAAUAGUAAUAGUAGCGGUUUGACAACUCAUGGUCAAGUGACCUCAACGGCAAGGAGACGACAUCGCACGACUUUCACCCAAGAACAAUUAUCAUCCUUGGAAUUAGCCUUUUCGAAAAGCCAUUAUCCAGACGUUUAUUCCCGUGAAGAUUUAGCUAAAUUGACUAAAUUAAACGAGGCCCGGAUACAAGUAUGGUUUCAAAAUAGGAGAGCUAAAUACCGAAAACAGGAAAAAAUACUAAAUCCAAGCAAGUCUCCUGCUACAAAAUUUCAAAAUUGUGAUAGAAUUAAACUAAUGCAGAGAUCAAUACCAACCCCCUAUAUCCAAGUGUAUUCACCUAUAAAUAUCAAAAACACUUCUAAAGGAUCAAACUCUAUUGAAAUUACACCUGACACUUACAGAUCAAGUAUUUCAGUUCCCCUAAAUAAUUCUGAAACCCCUACCAAAUACAAUUUUAACGAGAAGAUCUCUAUAACAAGUAAUAUUGAUGGCAAUAUUAAUCAUAUCAUACCAUACCCCAGACACCAAGGAACCAGUCAGGAUCUAUAUUAUUCUACAUACGAUAAAUUUAAUACUCAUUGUUACGAAAAAUAUCCGAUCUUCCCCGUGGACUAUAAAGAGCCAUCAUUGUAUUAUCCUAAUCAACCAAAUUUACUUAACCAGUCUGCCGAACCCACGUCUUAUUUCAAUGUGUAUGAAGAAGGUAGCGGGCAUCUUCAUAUGGCCUAUCAUCAUUCUAAAAAUGCCAUGUACAAUGAAUCCAUGACAACUAACAUCAGGGAAACUAAUUAUUUUAAAAAUGACGAAGAAAAUAAAUUCUAA